AUGGCCUUUCCCCGUCAAAACGGGCAGGUAACCCCAGACGACGACCUAAGAAGUGGGUCACAUGCUUCGCACGACCAGUAUACAAUCGCCUGGAUCUGUGCGCUACCCAUAGAGAUGGCCGCAGCCCGCGCCAUGCUAGACGACGUCCACCAAGACCUGCCCAGGCAUACGAACGACACCAACACCUACACGCUCGGCAACAUUCAGCGCCACAAUGUCGUCGUUGCGUGUUUGCCGACGGCCCAGUACGGAACGAACAACGCGGCGAACUACGGAACGAACAACGCGGCGAACGUGCUGACCCACCUCAUACGAACCUUCCCAUCGAUCCGCCUUGGUUUGAUGGUGGGAAUCGGAGGUGGAGUGCCGACCAGGGUCGAUAUGCGUUUGGGCGACGUCGUUGUCGGGACGAAGGUGAUGCAGUACGAUCUAGGGAAGAUUAUCGGAGACGGACAGAUUCAGCGCACUGCGAUCCCGAAGAGCCCGCAUCACCUACUCGGCACGGCCGUGUCGUCCCUACAAGCAAGGCAUGAGCGCGACGGUAGCCGAAUCUCGUUCAUAUUAGAGGGAAAGUUCGACGGACACUCCAAGUACGGCCGCCCAAUCACGGCAGACCGCCUCUUUCUCUCGAUGUACGAUCAUACAUCUACAGCACCUAGCUGCGAUGAAUGCGACCAUUCGAAGCUGGUACCUCGAAGCAAGCGGAGCAUGGAUAACCCGAUAAUACAUUACGGCACGAUCGCCUCAGGCAACCAAGUCAUGGGGAACGGCACCCAGCGAGACAACAUGGCUCAGCAACUGGACGCCAUCUGUUUCGAGAUGGAGGCUGCCGGUCUUAUGGAUAUUCUCCCCUGCCUACCGAUCCGGGGGAUAUGCGACUACUCCGAUUCUCACAAGAACAAGGAAUGGCAGAGAUAUGCCGCAGCCACCGCGGCUGCGUAUGCGAGGGAGUUGCUAGGGGUGCUCCCCGUCGCUGAAGCGCAAAUGAAGGUUGCUCCGGCGCCGAAUUCUCGUAAGUCAAGUCCAGUGUUUCCGGACCAUGCUCUCGUCGUUACGGAUCACGCCUGGCGUGUGCAGACUUCCUUCCAAGUGGCCUUCAGCCUACAAGGCAUGCCCGUAUCAGACAAGUUUAUCGAUAGACCAACCGACAGGGCUGCGCUCGAGCAGUGUCUUUUACCGCAGCAACCCCCUACCGAACGACGGAAGGUGUGCGUUUUGCAUGGGCUCGGCGGCAUCGGCAAGACGCAGCUGGCUAUCGACUUCGCCCGUCGUCACAAGGCCGCCUUUAGUGCGAUCUUCUGGCUGGAUGGGCGGUCUGAGGAUCAAUUGAGGCAAAGCCUCGCCAGGUGCCUUGGCAGAAUUCCUGAACUUCGGACCGCUAGCCGCAACGACUUGAACCUUAACAGCAAGGAGGGUCUCGAUGUUGCGGUGAUGAAAGUGAUUGAGUGGCUCGCUAGACCGAGUAAUACUCAAUGGCUGCUGAUUUUUGACAAUGUCGAUCAAGAUCAGCAGCAAGGUGGUGCAACGGGGACAUAUGACAUCCGGCAAUAUUUCCCUGGGGAUCAGGGUUCAAUUCUGAUAACGACGCGAUUGUUACGCUUGCAACAGCUGGGUAGCUCAAAGCAUUUGACCAACGUCGACCCAGGCCAGAGCAGGGUCAUUCUACAGACGUGGUAUGGAAAAGAGCUGAAUUGGCGCCCAGAUUACGACACCCUUCUCGAGUUGUUACAAGGUCUACCACUGGCUUUGGCGCAAGCUGCGUCAUACUUGCGCGAGACAGGCAUAGAUGUUGCAACCUACAUCCGGAUUUACAACCAACAAUGGCGAAAGCUCAUGGGAUCUAAUAAUCCUUUGACGGACUAUGACCAAGGAAGUAUUGCCACUACAUGGGCAGUAUCUCUCGAUGCGAUCGAAGACAAGAGUACGGAUGCCAGGAAUGCAUUACGGCUGUGGGCGUGCCUCGACAACAAACAGUUCUGGCACGGCUUACUUGAAGUAGCUAAAUCUACAGACUCUGAAGAGCAGUGGCCACCUUGGCUGUUUCGUAUGGCAAAUGAUGUGACCUGUUUUGCAGACGCGAUGGGACUUCUGCUCCGUUAUUCGAUGAUCCAGGCCCAAGCAGAACCAAGCGGGAGUUACGCCAUGCACCCAGUAGUGCAUCAAUGGGUACUGCAUCUGGACAGCAACGAGAAGAAUAGGGAUUUUGCGCGCCUGGCACUUGUAUUGGUCGGCCGUUUAGUACCAGACCGAGAGACGAAAGAGUAUUGGAUUCUGCAGCAGAGGAUCCUUCCCCAUGCAGAGCAAUGUUCAAGGUGGAUACAAAAGGACUUCUUACGAUCGAAUGAAACAGCUACUAGUGAUAAGGCUAUGAUAGACUCGGUUCACCGCCUUGGGAUUCUCUACAGGGACCAAGGCAAGUUUAGCGAAGCUGAGGCGAUGUACAAUAAAGCACUGGAAGGCAAAGAGAAGGCACUUGGGCGUGACCAUACGUCGACCCUCAGUACCGUCAACAACCUAGGGCUCGUCUACAGGGACCAAGGCAAGCUCAGUGAGGCUGAGGCGAUGUACAAUCGAGCACUGGAAGGCAAAGAGAAGGCACUUGAGCGUGACCAUGCGUCGACUCUCAACACCGUCAACAACUUGGGGCUUCUCUACAAGAACCAAGGCAAGCUUGGAGAGGCAGAGACAAUGUUUGACCGAGCACUGGAAGGGUACGAGAAGGCACUUGGAUGUGACCAUGCGUCGACCCUCGAAACCGUCAACAAUCUAGGGCUCGUCUACUGGAACCAAGGCAAGCUCAGUGAGGCUGAGGCGAUGUACAAUCGAGCACUGGAAGGCAAAGAGAAGGCACUUGAGCGUGACCAUGCGUCGACUCUCGAAACCGUCAACAACCUGGGGAUCGUCUACUGGAACCAAGGCAAGUUCAGCGAGGCUGAAGCGAUGUACAAUCGAGCACUGGAAGGCAAAGAGAAGGCACUUGGGCGUAACCAUGCGUCAACUCUCGAAACCGUCAAUAAUCUAGGUGUUCUCUACAAGGACCAAGGCAAACUUAACGAGGCUGAGGCGAUGUACGAUCGAGCACUGGAAGGCUACGAGAAGGCACUUGGGCGUGACCAUACGUCGACCCUCGAUACCAUCAACAACCUAGGGAUCGUCUACUGGAACCAAGGCAAGCUUGGAGAGGCAGAGACAAUGUUUGACCGAGCACUGGAAGGGUACGAGAAGGCACUUGGACGUGAUCAUACAUCGACUCUCAACACCGUCAACAACUUGGGGCUUCUCUACAGGAACCAAGACAAGCUUGAAGAGGCAGAGGAGAUGUACGAUCGAGCACUGGAAGGCUACGAGAAGGCACUUGGACGUAGCCAUACGUUGACUCUUGAUACCAUCCACAACCUGGGGGUUCUUUACAAGGACCAGGGUAAGUUUGAAGAGGCUGAGACAAUGUUCAACCGAGCACUGGAUGGAUCCCAGUCCGCCCUUGGACAAAGCCACCAAAAGACGCAGACUGUUACGCAUGACUUGCAGCUUCUGCACUCCAGCCAAGGUGAGGGCCACCAAACUAUAAUUUUGUGUGCACGUCGCCUGAUCGAAACAGAUAUAUACCCGAGCAGACCUGUAAGGAUUGAAUCGGCAAGUGGGACGAUGUUUCUCAAAAAGCUUGCGGACAAAUUUCGCAAUAACGUCCAGUUUCGCAAACACCGGAAACGGUAA
Molecule: messenger RNA, 3714 nt
Organism: Clonostachys rhizophaga
Lineage: Eukaryota; Fungi; Ascomycota; Sordariomycetes; Hypocreales; Bionectriaceae
Source: the annotation of a GenBank genome assembly